AUGACACCACGAAAGCCUCGUCAGCGUCAAAACCAUCCGGGCCCUUCUCAGUUAAGUCAAGUUCAAGUCUCCGACUAUGAUACCGAAACUCCAGUACCAGGUCCCGCACCUCCUAGUCGUACGAACGAAGAACUCAAUCUAUCAGUCCUUAGACGAUAUCACCCCUCAAUUCAGAAGAUCAAGUCACUUGCUGCAUCGGCUACUAUGUACAUGUUCUCUCUGGAAUCAAAAACAUGGGAGAAACUUCCUAUAGAAGGUACAUUAUUUGUGUGCGAGCUUUCACCCUCACCAACAACUGGCGCCGAAGAUUACUGUAUCGUGGUGCUCAAUCGCAAGGGUCUCAACAAUGUAAUAUAUAAUCUCAGUGAGAUGAACAACGUAGAGAUCACCGGCGAGUAUCUAUAUUGGACGGUUGAAAAGUCCGAGACGGUCGGAGGUACUCCGGUAGCGAAGGCUUUUGGCAUCUUUAUUCAUGAUGAUGAGACGAGUACAAGAGUCGUGAAUCAAACAGAAAUUCUCAACAAUUGGAAGAAGACGCAAGCCACGAUGAAUGAUGUGCAAGCUUUGGAGAACAAGGUGGAGAACUACGGGGAUAGAGGAUUCGAGGGAACUCACGAAGCGGAGACUGUGACUGAAGCACAAGGAGGGAGGAGAUUGAGUAUAACAGAUUUAUUUGGUGGCCGUUGA
Messenger RNA from Sclerotinia sclerotiorum 1980 UF-70, 687 nucleotides. RefSeq lists its product as hypothetical. Gene Ontology annotation, cellular component: P-body. NCBI's taxonomy places the organism in Eukaryota, Fungi, Ascomycota, Leotiomycetes, Helotiales, Sclerotiniaceae. The record is from RefSeq and is a predicted model, not a curated record. Bases 1 to 687 code for a protein of 228 amino acids. The transcript has a single exon. Gene Ontology annotation, molecular function: enzyme activator activity; mRNA binding. Gene Ontology annotation, biological process: deadenylation-independent decapping of nuclear-transcribed mRNA; deadenylation-dependent decapping of nuclear-transcribed mRNA; positive regulation of catalytic activity.